CUUUGCUUAAAAAUAGCGGCCAGUGAAUAGAAUAAAACAAAAGUAAAAAUUCUUUGGAAAUAAAUUAAAGAGAGGUGGUAGUGAACUUUCCGUUGUUUCCUGAGUUACAGUAAACGCGUUUGUGUAUGAAUGAAGUUCGUAGCCGUGGCGUUGUAGUGUAAGGUCUAUGAUGUUGACAAAGCUGCCGUAUUGGUAGUCGAAGUGACGGAUGAAAUUUGUGUACCGUAUAAUAUGCGUUAUGAAAGAUUGGAACCCGAAAAACCACUGCUUUGAGAUAUCAGGAAAGAUUGUUGCACGUAGCAGAGAGAAGUUCCACCCCUAUGUCAAACACCACAGGGAAACUGAGAGGUCCUGGACGACCUCCGAAGCCCAGAACCUCAUGUACGUGGUGCAAUGAAAAUAAACUCCCGUUGAAGUAUAUACUUCCCACUCAACAUGCUAAGAAAGAAUUCUGCUCUGAAACUUGUUUGUCAGAGUUCAGAAAAGCAUAUAUUAAGGGAGCUUGCUUGGUGUGCGACAAUGUUAUACGUGGAACACCUGUUCGGCUUGAGCAACAGGGUGGCCCAACAAAGGACUUCUGUAGCACUUUCUGUCUUAACAAGCACACAAAGAAGGAGCAAGCUGCUCAGCUAGCAGAUCAAAAGAGAGUUACAGGGUCUGAUCAACGGACAAUAAAUUCGCCUCCCACGGCUACUGUGCAGUCUGUGCCUCCAGCAUCACAGCUUGAUUCCACAAACAGCACAUUUGAUUGGGAUUCUUAUCUUAAAGAAACAAAUAGUGUCGCAGCUCCUCCAGAAUUUUAUAAGCAGGCUCUCACUCCGCCAACUAACGACUUUCAGAUUGGAAUGAAACUAGAAGCUUUGGACCCAAGGAACUUGACUUCUACAUGUAUUGCUUCUGUUGUUGGUAUUCUUGGACCACGUUUGCGCCUAAGACUGGAUGGAAGUGACAACAAGAAUGACUUUUGGCGUUUGGUGGAUUCAAAUGAAAUACACCCAAUUGGACAUUGUGAGAAACAUGGUGGAAUGUUACAGCCGCCACUAGGUUUCCGGAUGAAUGCUUCAUCCUGGCCAAUGUUCCUUCUAAAAACCCUCAAUGGUGCAGAAAUGGCACCAGCAAAGAUCUUCAAGAAGGAACCCCCAACACCAAGAAGCAAUCAGUUUCAGAUUGGAAUGAAACUGGAAGCAGUUGACAAAAAGAAUCCCCAACUCAUUUGUGCAGCUACAAUUGGUGCUGUUAAGGGGGAAAUGAUCCAUGUCACUUUCGAUGGUUGGAGAGGUGCCUUUGAUUAUUGGUGCCGUUUUGAUUCGAGAGACAUCUUCCCUGUUGGUUGGUGUGCAAAAAGUGGCCAUCCAUUGCAGCCACCUGGGCAAAAGACAGCCCAUGGAGCAAGUCGGUACAAAACCAGAGUGUGCAAUAUUCCUCCACCACUUGCUGUUUCAUGUGGUGCAACCUCAUCUGAGCAGGUGUUGCCAGGCAGCAGUGUUGGAGAAAAGGAAUCAUCUGUGACAGUUACUGAGCCAGACACAUCAAGUUCACAAAAGCAGCCAUCUGCAUUUUGCAUAUUCAUUAACCAUGGCUGCACAUGUGGUCCAUAUCUGGAUCCACGUAAAGUAUCAGAAUUGCCGGUGAUGUAUAAUGCCAAGAACAUAAACAGAUUACUCAGAGACUUUGUGCAGUCUCUUGUAGAUGCUGCAUUAGAUCAGAAGCAAAUAUUUGGCAUUUUGAGACAAGGUGAAGGAAAGGUUGUUAUAUCAGUUGCCUUCGACAGUAAAACUGUUGAUGUCCGUCUCCCAGCCAUUGAGAAGAUGUCCGAUUUGUGGAGUUUCUUGGAAAUUCUUUUCGAGGAACUCAUGUGCUGUGAAAAUUUUUGUACAAGCCGGCCUCUGGGAGGUUUGUGCCCCAAGUGUUCAAAGCAGUUAACGCCACCGGCACCUAAGACAGAAGAUUGUGAAGUGAGCACUGAAGGUGGCUCAGAUAGCAGUACAGCUGUGAAACGAAGGUGGUCUUCAGAAAGCUCAGAUUCAAGUUCUCGUCCUGGACAGAGUCCAACAACAGCAGCGGCAGCAAGCACAACUACUGCAUAUUCAUCUGUGGCAUCCACAACAGCACCAUCAGCUAAGCAGCCUAGAAAAUCUGUUCCAGCAGAACUAGAAGCAGCAACUUCAACCACUCACUCUGAAGCACCACCAAAAACACCAACAGACCCGUCUGAAUGGUCCAUAGAGGAUGUAAUACAGUACAUUGCCUUUGUAGAUCCAGCUUUGGGAACACAUGCAGAACUGUUCAGAAAACAUGAAAUAGAUGGGAAAGCUCUGCUUCUCUUAAAUUCAGAUAUGAUGAUGAAGUACAUGGGUUUGAAGUUGGGGCCUGCUCUAAAAAUUUGCAACUUAGUCAACAGGAUAAGAGGAAGAAGGCACUUACCUUUAUGACAAUAAUGGAAACCUUCUCUUAUGAAGGUUUCAAUUUCUUUUGGAAAAUGGAUACUGUGGUCAGUAAAGAAAGCCUUGAAGCAAACUUGUAUAUCAUUGCAGCUUAGUUGUAGUGUGAUGGCAGCUCAUGUGCCUGAAGAAGAGAACCUACAGAAAUAAGGAAAAUUUUGUUUUUGUGCACAUAUGUCAUCAAUCUGCAUGUUUGUACACCAUAGCCCAUAAGGAACUGAAGCCUAUCUCAGUAUGAGAGGAGUAGUUUGUGUUAACAAAUUUUUGUAUGUAUGUCUAUGGCAACCAUUUGGCCAUUUUGUCUGUUUUCAGAUUUUUUAAUUUUUAUAGAUACAUAUAAUUAUUUUAUUAUAAUUGAAGCCAAUGGUGCACUGUUCAGAAUAGCUCCAUGGAUAAUUUAUUUUACAUGUUGAUUGAUGAUGACCGUUAUAAAUCGAAACAGUAAUUUCAAGGACACCUUAGGUGAUUAUCAUUGGUGAAAUGUGUAUGUAUUUUGAAAUACAGCACAAGUAAUGCAUUACAGGAAUACUAAUUAUGAUGAACCAAAAUUCUGAGUAGGUAUGUGGAGUUUUAUUAAUACAGCAAGCAGAACUGUGUAGAGGCUGGCCUCGUCACUGAAUGCCAGAUAUCCGAGUGCCCAUUUCUGUUACUCAUAUUUUAAUUUUUUACUGUAAUUAAAAUAUUUGUCUUAACAUUUCUCACUGUAGAUUGAGUAAUGGACAGUUUAAAGAUUAUAUAUUUUACUUGGGUAUGAAACUUGUGGUUUGAAGAGCUCAGAAUUUUUCACAUUAUUGUUUGUGAUAAUUAAAAAAAAUUGUCUACAUUGUUAUAAUUUGUUGAUCAUGUACAUUAUAUUUUUUGAGCUUGAUUUGUGGAUAUAGAAAUAUGAACAUUCGUGUAAACUUGAAUAGGAUUCUAUGUGCUCCAUUUUUUUUUUUUCUUACAUGUUGUUUUUAAUUUUUGUGUAUUUUAUUCCUUUCUCACAAUGAGAAUGACAGACAGUGGUAGAACCACAUUUUAUUCAGAUGGACAGAAGCAAGUUGCAUUUGAGUCAUGGGAAGUCCAAGGUAGGAAUAAUAUUUGAAUAGGUUGAUGAUGGAUCACAAAAAUGUUAGAUGAACUGAAAAAAAGGUCUACUAUUUCCUCUCCUCCCUUUCUCUUUUUUGCAGUUUGGGGGAUAAUAUUUAUAUGUAUUUGGCUCUUUUAUUGUUGCCAUUGUAUGGUCCUGUUUCUUAAGCAAGCCUUUCUGCUGCACAUUGGCCUUGUGUGUUCUAUGUCACAUGUGCACCACAUUUAUGUGUAAGCCUACAGUAUGGUGGAAGCUCAUCUUAGGAGAGAGAUGGCUGCCAAAAAUUAUGAAUAAGAGGGACAUGAAGGUGCAAACACAACUCUAUGAAAAAAUGUGGAUAUUUCUUUUCACAGAAACUGAUGACGUACAUACAUGAGUAGCUUUUGCAUUGAGUUAAACAAUCUGCAGAUAUCAAAAGUUACCUGAUCUGUUAAGGUACAUAUCCUUCACACAUUACAUUCUUCCUACUUCUAAUUGGGGAACUUCCUGUAAAAAAAAAAGUGAGACUUCAAAUAAAAUACUGUGUUGAUUUC
Messenger RNA from Schistocerca serialis cubense, 4043 nucleotides. It is a transcript of the gene Scm, whose product is annotated as polycomb protein Scm. The transcript is spliced from 15 exons. The coding region runs from base 321 to 2432 and encodes 703 amino acids. Gene Ontology annotation, molecular function: zinc ion binding; protein binding. Gene Ontology annotation, cellular component: nucleus. The record is from RefSeq and is a predicted model, not a curated record. Gene Ontology annotation, biological process: regulation of DNA-templated transcription. NCBI's taxonomy places the organism in Eukaryota, Metazoa, Arthropoda, Insecta, Orthoptera, Acrididae.